AUGGGCCUCGGAUUGAUACAGGAUGGGGAAACUGUUCAACCGAACAGUAAUCCUGCCCCUGAAUUUCAUCAACGGUUAGAGGCCGCACUGGCUCGUACUCGAGACCAGCGCGAGCAGAACGCGGGCAUUGCGGAUCAAUCGAACCGCGUUGCGUCUCGUCCUGGAAGCCGGGAGUCACCUACGACCCUCGCCUCGAGGACACCACCGUCGUAUCCCCCAGGAUAUGGACCGCGAACUAUCCGAUCGCCCGCGCCGAAUCCGCUGAACCAACAGUCGGCCGCGACGGUUAGGGUCACCAACGUGGCGGCCCAGCCAGAACGUCGCCGGAGCGUCCACUUUGGACAGGAUAACGCCCACCGCGCGCCGACGAGAUCGUCGCCGUUAGCGGCCUACCCUCCCUACGUCGCACUCGGUGUGUCAGCACCGCCCACUCACGUUCAUUCGAACAUGGGCUCGAUAAGUGGGCAUCGCAACCGGCCUAGUGCACCACAGGUGCAUCCAGCCGCUUCGGCCACCCCGUACGUAGGAGCGACGUCCAACAUUGGUGGAUAUCAGCUGCCUCUACUGGGUGCGCCGAGCCAGGUAGUGUUAGCUGCAGUGGGCCUCAAAGGGGUCACAAUGGCCUAA
This is a messenger RNA of Dichomitus squalens LYAD-421 SS1, 627 nucleotides long. RefSeq lists its product as uncharacterized. Lineage: Eukaryota; Fungi; Basidiomycota; Agaricomycetes; Polyporales; Polyporaceae. The transcript has a single exon. Bases 1 to 627 code for a protein of 208 amino acids. The record is from RefSeq and is a predicted model, not a curated record.